Molecule: messenger RNA, 3462 nt
Organism: Leptonychotes weddellii (Weddell seal)
Lineage: Eukaryota; Metazoa; Chordata; Mammalia; Carnivora; Phocidae
Gene: ZNF70
Product: zinc finger protein 70
Biological process (GO): regulation of transcription by RNA polymerase II
Molecular function (GO): RNA polymerase II cis-regulatory region sequence-specific DNA binding; DNA-binding transcription factor activity
Source: RefSeq, a predicted model, not a curated record
UGCCCAGGCCCUGAGGGCUCCCCGAAGCAAAGGGUGACGGAUGCGGGAGGAGCCGAGGAGGCCCCAAGAGAGGUGGGAAGGUGGGGUUCCAGACCUUUGGAUCUUCGGUCCAAAAAUAUUUAAAACGUUGAGGACAGAUAAAGAAUUGCCAACUUUCUAAACAGAGUGGAGACUUCAGCAUAUAGGUGGUCGAUAGUGGGAAUGGAAAACCCCUAAGGAGGGAACCUUGGAAACACCAGGAUUUAACAGAUUGGGAGAACAGUAAGUGUGUCCUUAAGAAGACUAUCUUUCAAGAACUACAGUCAUUGGGGGGUGAUACUAGAGUCACAAUGGAGGUUCCCCCAGCAGCCAAGUUUGGUGAGACCUUUGUGUUUGAGGACAGCUUAGAGAUGCAGCAAGAACUCUUCCCAGAGGAGGACCUGGGGGACCCUUUUCUUCAGGAAAGAGGUUUAGAGCAAAUGGCUGUUAUUUAUAAGGAGAUCCCUCUCGGGGAGCAAGAUGAGGAACAUGAUGAUUAUGAGGGCAAUUUCAGUCUGUGCUCAAGCCCUGUUCAGCAUCAGAGUACCCCCCCAGUAAACAGAUCCCAGGAUGAUGAAAUCUUCAGCCCAACCUUCUUGCAGAAAUCAGACCUUAGUAUGUGUCCAAUAACCCACAGUGGAGAGGAACCCAAUAAACACAGUUGUGAGAAGGCGAGCAGGGCACACUCAGGACCUAACGAACCUCACAGAACUGCGCCACCCGCAAAACCCUAUGCGUGUCGGGAAUGCGGGAAGGCCUUCAGCCAGAGCUCACACCUUCUCAGGCACCUGGUGAUUCACACUGGGGAGAAGCCCUACGAGUGCUGUGAGUGCGGGAAGGCCUUCAGCCAGAGUUCACACCUUCUCAGACAUCAGAUAAUUCACACUGGGGAGAAGCCCUACGAAUGUCGGGAAUGCGGAAAGGCCUUUCGUCAGAGCUCAGCCCUCACACAGCACCAGAAAACCCACACUGGGAAGAGACCGUAUGAGUGUAGGGAAUGUGGGAAAGAUUUCAGCCGGAGCUCAAGUCUCAGAAAACACGAGAGAAUCCACACGGGAGAGAAACCUUAUCAGUGUAAGGAAUGUGGGAAAUCCUUCAAUCAGAGCUCUGGCCUGAGCCAGCAUCGGAAAAUCCACACCUUGAAGAAGCCUCACGAAUGCACUCUCUGUGGGAAAGCCUUUUGUCACAGGUCCCACCUCAUUCGGCACCAGAGGAUUCACACUGGGAAGAAACCUUACAAAUGUGAAGAGUGUGGGAAGGCCUUCAGCCAGAGCUCCAACCUCAUUGAACAUCGCAAGACUCACACCGGCGAAAAACCCUACAAAUGCCAUAAGUGUGGGAAAGCCUUCAGCCAGAGCUCCUCCCUCAUCGAGCACCAGCGCAUCCACACUGGGGAGAAGCCCUAUGAGUGCGGCCAGUGUGGGAAGGCCUUCUGCCACAGCUCUGCCCUGAUUCAGCACCAGAGAAUCCACACCGGGAAGAAACCCUACGCGUGCAACGAGUGUGGCAAAGCCUUCCGGCACAGGUCAGCCCUUAUUGAGCACUAUAAAACCCACACCAGAGAGAAGCCCUAUGAGUGUAACAAAUGUGGCAAGUCCUUCAGGGGAAGCUCACAUCUUAUUCGGCAUCAGAAAAUCCAUGCUGGGGAGAAGCUCUAGAAGGAGGAGCUCACACCAAAGCUUGAAACCCUUUCCCAGAUGGAACCCACACCCCAUCGCCUUGUCUGUAAGACCCCACCCACCUCCCUGAUCCCAGGGCCGAAUGGAAAUGUGCCACCCCCAGAGCUUCUGGCCACCCACGCUGGCAGCCAGGCCCCCUCGCGCGCCCCUCCCCGGGCGCCCCACACGCAGCAGGUUUACUGAGUGGGAGGGUGGAGUAAUGGGAAGGCCGCUGAAUCAGAGGCAUGCCCAAAAAGAGAGCUGGCCUCUGAUUUGACUCCCAAGCCUGUGAGAUUGAGUUUUGCCAUCUCUUCGCCUUUGUCAAAAUCCAGAAGAAUAAACACCAGAGGGAGAAAGUUGAGUUAAACGCACAAAAAUGUCAGAUGAACUCUCUAACGUCAGCUGCAGUCUGGCACUUUGAGAAGACAGAACUGUGCUCACAGUCUGAAUCCGCUAAAGAAAAAUGAAUCCGAAAGUAGAUAUGUUAACAGCAAAAUGGAAUCUUCCAUUUGGCUUGGGCACUGUUGGGGACAACCAAAACAGGUUACAGAAGAGAGGGAGGGUCUGGAAGGAUUCAUUCUGGGUUGGGGAAGGGAGUGGUGAGCCCCUGGCAUGGUCUCUUAAUCCCUGUUCUGGGUUAGAGUAAGGGUGGUUUCUGGCAGAUGGCCUUCACAGGAUGGUAGAGGUUUGGUCCUGUAGGCCAGAGGACAUUUGACCCUGGCUUUGACUCAGCCUGGCAUAAGGCAUCAGUGCCCUCCAGUUAUAACUCCUCCACAAGACCUAGGGCUCCCAAGACCACAGUGUGCCUUGGUUGGCCCCAGGGCCCGUUUCUGGUCUAGGGGCUCUGCAGCCACCUCUCUGCUCUCCAGUGCUGGGGGACCUAGGAAGCAGGGCGAUUCAGUCAGAGGUCCCAGUUCAGAUCCCAGGUCUGCCCCUCCUACUUGUGUGAUCUUGAGGAAGCUCCAACGCUCUGUUUCCCUAUCUAUGAGAUGGAGAUGUUGGGACCUGGCCAACUCCUGCUCAGAAUGAAACCACCCAUGAAGUGCUUUGGCAACUGGCAGUUGAGGAUGGAGACCCAGAGGGACCCUUGCCCCACCCAGAGAUCUAUUUCCUAAAAGCCCAAAAGGCAUCCCUGCUGUUCCCCAGAUGGCAGGGCCUGCAGCCCACCCUCUCGUUGAACCAGGGCUUAGGCUUUUCUUCACUCCCUCCAGUCUGUAUCCUGGGCUGUGGAUGUCCUGUGGGGCCACCUCCCAGACAGGAACCCUUUCCAGAUGUCAUCCUCAACCUCUCCCCAGAAGCAGUGUGGUCUGCAUCCCCGUACUUCUGUCCUCUCUCCUCAGGCAUUACUCAAAAAGUACCAUUGCCUGUUCCCUGCCUAGACCAAUUCAGUCGGCAUCCCCAGAGGUGGGGCUCAGACAGUGGUAUGUUUUUAAAGCUCCCCAGGUGAUUAGAAUGUUCCAGUAGGUAGCCAGGAUGUGAGCUCUAUGCUAGGCAUCUUGCAACCCCAGCAUCUCCCAAAUGUCAGGCCUGCUUGCCGUGAGCAGAGUUUGAAGGUGGCCAUUCUGUCUCAGUCCCCAUGCCUCCCAUCCGCCAGGAAUGGGCUCAGGCUGUGCUGUGUCUGGCUGGUUGAGAGGUGUUUGUCCCAGGUCCUCAGGCCUUCGUGUGGCCACCGGGAUCUCUUGGGUAUUGCCUUCCCCCAGGCUCCUCCGAGGCAGGCUAAGCGAUUCUUUUUUUUUUAAAGAUUUUAUUUAUUUGACAGAGAGAUAGCGAGAGCAGGAACACAAGC